AUGUUCGGGAAACAGCAGCGAUCUUUUCAACCUCAGUGGUUCAAAGCCUUUUCUUGGCUGCAUCUGGAAUAUAAUAACACUGUAUUAUGUCACACUUGUGUCACUGCUGACGAGCAGCGCAAACUUGGUAACGCCAAAAAUGCCGAGAAGGCAUUUCUCAUAAAUGGAUUUUCCAACUGGAAAAAAGCUCUUGAAAAAUUCCGUGAUCAUCAGAAAUCCCAGUGCCACAAACUAGCUGUUCAGAGCGGAGAGCGGUUGGAUACUGCACUAGCAGCUGAAAAAAAGUGGAACCGCUCCAUUUUAGUGAAGAUUUUAGAGAACCUUAGGCUGAUGGGGAGACAGGGGCUUUCACUGCAAGGCAGCACAGACGAAGACUCCAAUUUUAUACAGAUUUUGAAACUCAGGGCAAUCGAUGACCCAUCUAUUUUGAAAUGGUUAGAAAAAAAAACUGGCAAAUAUACCUCCCAUGAUAUCCAAAAUGAGUUACUCAAAAUCAUGGCCAACAUCAUAGUGAAAGAUAUUGCAACAUCGAUAAAGUCUGCUGGAUUUUUCGCUAUUCUCUCAGAUGAAUGCACAGAUAUAUCAAACAAGGAGCAAUUAACAGUCUGUCUGAGGUGGAUUGACAAAGCCUUAGAGCCACAUGAAGACUUUGUCGGGUUUUACCACAUCCCAAACAUAAACGCAGACACUAUUGUCGGCGCUAUUAAAGACACCUUAACAAGACUGGAUCUGUCUCUCAAUAACUGCAGGGGGCAGUGCUACGAUGCUGGGGGACCUAUGGCCGGGUGGAAAAAUGGUGUGGCUGCUCAAAUCAAGGCUCAAUCAGUGAAUGCACAUUUCACUCACUGUCAUGGGCACGCACUUAGUUUGGCCAUAAAGGAUACAACUAGUGGCUGCAAGCUGCUACGCGAUGCCAUGGACACAACCAGAGAAAUCUGUAAACUAAUAAAGCUUUCUCCUAAACGCCAGGAAAAACUGGAACAACUCAAGGCCGAGAUGCAACUGGACACACCUGGGCUCAAAGUUUUGUGUCCAACUAGAUGGACAAUCCGAGCUGAAAGUUACAAACGCAUCCUAGAAAACUAUGAUGCGCUUCAGUUAGAAUGGGAUGAAUGUUUGGAGGGCAAACUAGAUUCUGAAAUGCGAGCCAGAAUAAUAGGCGUGAAGGCUCAAAUGGAGAGUUUUGAUUAUUUUUUUGCAUUGAACUUGGGACAGAGGAUAUACAGUCAUACUGACAAUUUGUCCAAAACAUUGCAGCAGGGCAAACUCUCGGCAGUAGAUGGUCAGCGUAACGCAGAGCUUGUCGCUAGUGUUCUACAGAAUAUGAGAACUGAUGACAAUUUCAGUGCAUUCUACGCUGUUGUCAACAGCAAAGCUACUGAGCACGAAAUAGCUAAACCAUCGCUACCAAGAAACCGGUCGGCCCCACGUAGAUUUGAAGUUGGUGAAGGGCAAGCAACGUUUCCCAGAACAUGCGAAGAUCGAUACCGCAGGAUAUAUUUUGAAGCGAUUGACCUCUCUGUUAAUGCUAUCAAGAGCCGCUUUGAGCAGCCAGGGUUCAAGGCCUAUGCAGAGAUGGAGAGUCUGCUCAUGAAUUGCCUAAACGGAGAGGACUAUGCGGCAGAGUUGGCUUUCGUUGAGAGUGAGUAUAGUGGCGAUAUUGACCUCUUCCAAUUUGAGUCCCAGCUGACACUGUUCAAGGCAAUGUUGCCAAAUGAGACUUACGCCUGUUUUCGAGAUAUCUACUCAGCUUAUAUUCAACUCAGCCUGGGGAAUAAAUGUUUGGUUUCAGAAGUUGAAGUUUUGAUGAGACUCAUUUUGGUCAAUCCAGCCACCGAUGCUGUGGGUGAAAGAUCCUUUUCUACAGCCCGUCGCUUAAAGAGCUGGCUUAGAUCGUCAAUGAACCAGUGUCGAUUCAACAAUUUGGCAAUUCUGACUGUCCACAAGGAGCGCACUGAUGCCAUAGAUUUAGUAUCCGUAGCUAAUCAGUUCAGCUCCUUAAAUGAGAAUCGAGUAGCCACUUUUGGAACCUUCAAAAAGGAAGACUUUGACAGAGCUCAUUAG
Molecule: messenger RNA, 2064 nt
Organism: Liolophura sinensis
Lineage: Eukaryota; Metazoa; Mollusca; Polyplacophora; Chitonida; Chitonidae
Product: zinc finger MYM-type protein 1-like
Exons: 2
Coding region: 1-2064 (687 amino acids)
Source: RefSeq, a predicted model, not a curated record